CAUACAUGGUUUUUAUCAAAGAUUCAGGAAGACUUUAGAGGUGGAAGAAUUAACCUAGAAAAAACUGUGAAAUUACUUGGAAAAUUAGAUAUCCGGUGUGAUACUACUCAUGUGAAAUACAUUUUUCAGGAUCAUGACAGGCAGAAGCAAGGAAAAAUCACCAUAGAAGAAUUUAGAGCAAUCUAUCGAAUUAUUGCACACAGAGAAGAAGUUAUUGAGAUUUUCAACACAUAUUCUCCAAACCGGAAAAUUCUUUUUGAAACAAAUCUGGUUGAUUUUCUAAGGCAAGAGCAGUAUGUCAUCGAGAUGACUAAAACUAUUGCUUAUGAGAUCAUUCAAAGAUAUGAACCCAUUGAAGAAGUUAAGAAACAACACCAGAUGUCAGUUGAAGGUUUUACAAGAUACAUGGAUUCAUCUGAAUGUUCAGUGUUUAAAAAUGAAUAUAAAUAUGUUUAUCAAGAUAUGAAUCAUCCAUUAUGUGAUUAUUUUAUCUCAACUUCACAUAAUACAUACCUGAUAUCUGAUCAAUUAGUGGGACGAAGUGACCUUUGGGGAUAUAUAAGUGCCCUUGUGAAAGGAUGCCGUUGUCUGGAAAUUGACUGCUGGGAUGGAUCACAAAAUGAGCCUAUUGUAUACCACGGUUAUACACUUACCAGCAAGAUUCUAUUUAAAACUGUUAUCCAAGUGAUACACAAAUAUGCAUUUAUGACCUCUGACUACCCAGUGGUGCUCUCUUUAGAAAAUCACUGCUCGCCUGCCCAACAAGAAGUGAUGGCAGAUAACCUGCAGGCAAUUUUGGGAGAUACACUGCUUUCUGAUAUGCUUGAUGAUUUUCCAGACAAACUACCAUCACCAGAGGCAUUAAAAUUCAAAAUAUUGGUUAAAAACAAGAAAAUAGGAACCUUAACAGAAACCCGUGGAAGGAAAGGUUCUAAUAAGCAUGGCCUGAAAAAUCAAGAAAAGGAAGUAGAAUCAGGUGGAUUAACGCUUUUCAAAAAAAAGACCUCGAAGAUGAAAAUGGCUCUGGCCCUAUCAGAUCUUGUCAUUUACACUAAAGCUGAGAAGUUCAGAAGCUUUGAACAUUCAAGAAUACAUCAGCAAUUUAAUGAAAAUAAUUCUAUAGGGGAGUCACAAGCCCGAAAACUUUCAAAGCUGAGAGCAAAAGAAUUUAUUUUUCACACCAGGAAUUUCAUUACCAGAAUAUAUCCUAAAGCAACGAGAACGGACUCUUCUAAUUUCAAUCCUCAGGAAUUCUGGAAUAUAGGUUGUCAGAUGGUGGCCUUAAAUUUCCAGACCCCUGGUCUGCCUAUGGACCUACAAAAUGGAAAAUUUUUGGACAAUGGUGGUUCUGGGUAUAUUUUGAAACCACAAUUCCUAAGACAGAGUAAAUCAAACUUUAAUUCAAAUGAAGCAUUGAAAAACAGUAAACCAAUUACACUUACAAUAAGGCUCAUCAGUGGUAUCCAGCUGCCUCUUAGUAAUCUCUCAUCACCCAAGAAAGCUGACACACUAGCAAUAAUAGAAAUUUAUGGUGUUCCAGACGAUCAAAUGAAACAGCAGACUCGGGCAAUUAAAAAAAAUGCUUUUAGUCCAAGAUGGAAUGAAACCUUCACCUUUAUAAUUCACGUACCAGAAUUGGCAUUGAUACGUUUUGUUGUUGAAAAUCAAGUUCUAAUAACUGGAAAUGAAUUUCUUGGGCAAUAUACUUUACCAGUUCUAUGCUUGAAUAAAGGUUACUGUCGUGUUCCUCUGUUUUCCAAAGCAGGUGAGAAUCUUGACCCUGCUUCACUGUUUAUUUAUGUUUGGUACAUCAGAUAG
Trichechus manatus latirostris (Florida manatee) is the source of this 1818-nucleotide messenger RNA. It is a transcript of the gene PLCZ1, whose product is annotated as phospholipase C zeta 1. Gene Ontology annotation, biological process: positive regulation of cytosolic calcium ion concentration involved in egg activation; phosphatidylinositol-mediated signaling; lipid metabolic process. The transcript has 13 exons. NCBI's taxonomy places the organism in Eukaryota, Metazoa, Chordata, Mammalia, Sirenia, Trichechidae. Gene Ontology annotation, molecular function: phosphatidylinositol-4,5-bisphosphate phospholipase C activity. The record is from RefSeq and is a predicted model, not a curated record. Gene Ontology annotation, cellular component: nucleus. Bases 307 to 1818 code for a protein of 503 amino acids.